Molecule: messenger RNA, 1599 nt
Organism: Andrographis paniculata
Lineage: Eukaryota; Viridiplantae; Streptophyta; Magnoliopsida; Lamiales; Acanthaceae
Product: OVARIAN TUMOR DOMAIN-containing deubiquitinating enzyme 12-like
Exons: 13
Coding region: 410-1477 (355 amino acids)
Biological process (GO): protein deubiquitination
Molecular function (GO): cysteine-type deubiquitinase activity
Source: RefSeq, a predicted model, not a curated record
CGUUCAAUAAAAGGGCGCUUAAACCAACGGCAUCUUUCGGCGGUCGCAAAAGGCCACCCAUAAAGCAUAUCCAAAGGCUUCCGUACUCUGCACAACGCCCAACUUGUUCGAUGUUUAAUGCUGAAGAAUGCUAAUCCGAUCUUCCCCGUCCGAACAAACUUUCGUAUAAAUCCCUCCUGCUUUUCCUCCGCUUGGAAUGCUUAUUUCCUUUUCGCCAUUAAACUCUGCUGCGAGUUGCUCGAGGUGGCUUUGCUUCUUGUGUUGUGACUGCUUGCAUUUCGCUUCGGACGCGUUUUUGGUGCGUCGCUGGAGCUGAAUUGAUGAAGAACAUGACAAGAUCGUGAUCGCCACUAUAUUAUAUGGAUGAAUUCUCGUCUUGGUCUUUAAGCACUCAAUAGAAGACAAAAUAAUGCAUCAACCAGAACCAGAUGCUACUCUCUGGAGUUUCUUCAACAUUGAUAAUAUUUUUAGUAACAAUUAUUAUGGAGAUAGCACCCAACAUGAUGUGAAAAUUAGCCAUGAACAGUAUACUAGAGAUAACCAUUAUGAAACAGAAUACGGCAACAUUGAAAAUGAUGAGAUUCUUGCUCAUGCUCUUCAAGAAGAAAUGUCACAGUUGUCAAUAACAGAAUCUCCGGAAUUAUCCCAUUCUGGGGAGGAGUACUUACAGAGUUCAACUGCUGUACCAAAUUGGCCUAACACAACUAAUUAUAAUCUUGCCGAAGAUGCCAAAAUGCAUGAUACUGAUGAUGUGGGGAGUGUAUGUUCGAGCCCUGAAGAUAGAUCAUGCGAUGGAGAUGAUUCCACUUAUUCUUUGGACAUCACCGAGGACCCUAACUAUGAUGAUGAGUUUGAGAAGAGGUUGUACCAAAUGAUCCCUGUCCCGCAUGUUCCAAAAAUUAACGGAGACAUACCUUCAGUUGACGAGGCAACUUCAGACCAUCAAAGGCUACUAGAUAGGUUACAGUUAUACGACUUGAUUGAGCACAAAGUCGAAGGAGAUGGUAACUGUCAGUUCCGUGCUUUGUCCGAUCAAAUUUAUCGAACCCCCGAACACCACAACUUUGUGAGACAGCAAGUUGUUCGCCAGCUCAAAGCCCACCCCGAAAUAUACGAGGGAUAUGUUCCAAUGGACUACGCCAAUUAUCUACGAAGGAUGUCCAAGAGCGGGGAAUGGGGUGAUCAUGUCACAUUGCAGGCUGCCGCGGAUUUGUAUGGUGUGAGAAUACUUGUAAUAACUUCAUUCAAAGACACUUGCUACAUCGAGAUUCUCCCCAAAGACCAAAAGUCGAAAAGAGAUAUAUAUUUGAGCUUCUGGGCUGAAGUACAUUACAACUCAAUUUAUCCUCAUGGAGAACCCCCAGGAGGUGAUUUGAAGAGGAAGAAGAGAUGGUGGAACUUUAGAAACAAGGGCAAUUUCAGUCAUUGCCAGUCCAUGGCGAAAAAUAUGCAGACAAGAAAAACCUCAUCCAUUUGAACGGUGGGUUUAUCCGCUCUCUGGAGCCUGCAAUUUGCGCAAGUCUCUCAUCUUAGCUUUAAUUUUGAACAAAUUUGCUUUAUCUAGCGUCUGGGAAAAAAGGAAUUUAGUUUUUGGUCUGG